This is a messenger RNA of Armigeres subalbatus, 911 nucleotides long. It is a transcript of the gene Snp, whose product is annotated as 3'-5' exonuclease Snipper. The transcript has 3 exons. Gene Ontology annotation, molecular function: nucleic acid binding; 3'-5'-RNA exonuclease activity. NCBI's taxonomy places the organism in Eukaryota, Metazoa, Arthropoda, Insecta, Diptera, Culicidae. The coding region runs from base 96 to 887 and encodes 263 amino acids. The record is from RefSeq and is a predicted model, not a curated record.
UCACGUUAUUGCUUAUAACACACAUAACCGUAUGUUGAAGAUUUUGGAUUUUAAAAAACAAAACAAAAAAUGUGUACAUUUUUAUAAACUGCAACAUGCCCGUUGUAAAAGUUGUAAAUCAAAAAGACUUAUUCCAACUUGCAAAGUCCCUAAAUGCCGUCAAAAUGUUCCAUGUAAAUGCAGGUUCGUCACUUCGACGUUCACACUCUGUUCAAACAUUCCAGUACCUGAUCAUCAUCGAUUUUGAAGCAACCUGUUGGCCAGCGAAAGAUCUCCCAAAAUGGAUGCAGAACGAAAUCAUCGAGUUUCCAGCGAUACUACUGAAUCUGUCCGACGGAAAAAUCGAGUCCGAAUUCCGCCAAUUUGUGAUGCCCAUCGAGAACCCAAGGUUGAGUGAUUUCUGUACCCAGUUGACUGGGAUACGCCAGGACCAGGUCGACAAUGGCGUUCCACUGUACACCUGUCUGGAAUUGUUUGAUAAAUGGCUGCAGAAGACCGUUAUCGGCGAGCAUAAGCUGGUUUUGCCAAAAACGGAUGCCAGAAAUCCCACGGGAAACGUCGCCUUCGCCACGUGGACCGAUUGGGAUUUGGGCGCAUGUUUGUCCAAAGAGUGCAUAAGAAAGAUGAUUACCAAGGAAGGAUAUUUUAAUCAGUGGGUCGAUAUUCGCGCCAUUUAUAAGACAUUUUAUCAGCACAAUCCAAAAAGCUUUGCAGAUGCUCUAAGUACGCUCGGCAUGCGGUUUGAAGGACGGGCCCACAGUGGAAUCGACGAUUCAAGGAACAUUGCGCGAUUGGUUGCACGAAUGCGUCGCGAGGGAGCAAACUUUAUCAUCACAAAAGAUUUAAGGCCAUUUGAGAGACUUAAAAGACUUAAUUUGAGAAACUAGUUCAAAGAAAUAUUAUGAACGAUA